UCAAAGUGUGUGGAUAUGGCUCACUGGCUUACUUUCCUUUAAAGGCUCAUAAAUAACCCCAAUUAACAGAAAUCUCUAACCCAAUCCUCCCUAGCUUCCUCAUAACAUUUGUUGUGUUUACCCAUUUAGUGGGGUAGUUGUACUUGUACAUUUCUUUCGGAGAGGACCACAAAAUGGAUGCCUUAUCUUCUUCUUUCCUCUCUACUUUCUCCACCCAAAAGCUUCUCUACCGAACAACACCACCACCACCAUCAUUAUCUCCUAUCCUCAAUGUUAGGAUUGAAGAAAAGCCCCAACAAACCACAACAACAAAAACUACACAACCCAUUUCCACUUCAACCACCCCACCUCCAAAAACAACGUCCCAAACCCCAUCCUCCAUAAGAUCAUCAUCAUCAUCAUCAUCUUCAAAAGUAGAGCCAUCAGUGCCAGCACUGAUUUUCAAUGCAUUAGACGACAUAAUCAACACCUUCAUAGACCCUCCUAUCAAACCAUCGGUGGAUCCAAAACACGUUCUCUCCCAAAACUUUGCUCCUGUACUCAACGAGCUUCCCCCAACAGAAUGUAAAGUAAUACAAGGCUCACUCCCACCAUCUUUGAACGGUGCAUACAUUCGCAAUGGCCCGAACCCUCAGUUCCUCCCCCGGGGCCCUUAUCACCUAUUCGAUGGUGACGGCAUGCUUCACUCUUUACGCAUCUCACAAGGCAAAGCCUCGCUUUGCAGCCGAUACGUGAAGACAAACAAGUACACGUUGGAACGCGAGGCAGGGUUUCCACUAUUUCCCAAUGUUUUCUCUGGUUUCAAUGGCCUGACUGCCUCAGCAGCACGUGGUGCUUUAUCUGCUGCUCGAAUCCUUACAGGUCAAGUUGAUCUUUCCAAUGGCUUUGGCCUGGCGAAUACGAGUUUGGUUUUGUUUGCGAAUCGUUUGCUUGCACUAGGCGAGUCGGAUUUGCCUUACUCGGUGAAACUGAGCUCAAACGGAGAUAUAGAAACUUUGGGACGCUACGAUUUUGAUGGGAAACUUUUUAUGAGCAUGACUGCUCAUCCUAAAAUCGACUCCGACACCGGUGAAGCCUUUGCGUUUCGAUACGGCCCGGUUCCUCCAUUUUUGACCUACUUCAGGUUCGAUAAAAAUGGAGUGAAACAACCAGAUGUGCCCAUAUUCUCCAUGACCCGUCCUUCUUUUUUGCAUGACUUUGCUAUAACAAAGAAGUACGCGAUAUUUGCUGACAUACAAAUUGGGAUGAACCCAUUGGAAAUGAUAGCAGGAGGGUCUCCUGUGGGAUCAGACCCGUCGAAAGUGUCGAGAAUUGGAGUGAUACCUCGAUAUGCAAAGGACGAGUCUGAGAUGAAAUGGUUUGAUGUGCCCGGGUUCAAUAUUAUACAUGCUAUAAAUGCAUGGGAUGAAGAAGAUGGCAAUGUAAUAGAGAUGGUUGCACCCAACAUAUUGUCUGUGGAACACACCUUGGAGAGAAUGGAACUUAUUCAUGCGUUGGUGGAGAAAGUGAGGAUCGACCUCAACACAGGGAUUGUAAAAAGGUAUCCCAUAUCAGCGAGGAAUCUAGAUUUUGCGGUGAUAAAUCAGGCAUAUGUGGGGAAGAAGAACAAGUAUGUGUACGCGGGGGUGGGUGAUCCAAUGCCAAAGAUAUCUGGGGUGGUGAAGUUGGACUUGUCCAAAGGAGAUCAACGUGAAGAUUGCACUGUGGCAAGUAGAAUGUAUGGGGAAGGGUGUUAUGGGGGAGAGCCUUUUUUUGUGGCAAGAGGGGCUGCAGAGAAUUUGGAUGCAGAAGAGGAUGAUGGGUAUGUUGUGUCUUAUGUGCAUGAUGAGAAUACAGGAGAGUCAAGGUUCUUGGUGAUGGAUGCCAAAUCUCCCAAUCUUGAUCUUGUUGCCACCGUGAAGCUCCCACGCAGGGUUCCCUAUGGGUUCCAUGGAUUAUUUGUUGCGGAAAGUGACCUCAACAAGAUAUAGCAAAAUUAUAGAGAGUACAAUAAUGUCAAACCAUCUCAUAUGAAUAGUAAAUCUCAUUGAUUUAAUUUAAUUUUUAUUAGAUUCUCCAAAAAAAAUUUAAAUUUUUAUUAAUGAGAUUCACUAUUCAUAUUAUAAGUUUUAUUAUAAUGUGAGAAGAAGGAGUUUGACAAUGUUAUACACAUAAUAAAUUUCACUAAUCAAGAUUGUAAGUUAUGAUUA
Quercus lobata is the source of this 2189-nucleotide messenger RNA. RefSeq names its product nine-cis-epoxycarotenoid dioxygenase 4 (gene NCED4). The transcript is spliced from 2 exons. Gene Ontology annotation, biological process: carotene catabolic process. The record is from RefSeq and is a predicted model, not a curated record. Bases 174 to 1970 code for a protein of 598 amino acids. Gene Ontology annotation, cellular component: chloroplast stroma. Gene Ontology annotation, molecular function: carotenoid dioxygenase activity. NCBI's taxonomy places the organism in Eukaryota, Viridiplantae, Streptophyta, Magnoliopsida, Fagales, Fagaceae.